GAGACCUGUCACAGACGUGUUCCCGGGGGUCUCCGCACCCUCCUUGCCCCAGAUCCGUGACCGCAGCUUGGUUCGGGCUGGGAGCAUUGAGCGGCACGCACGUGUCCAGUGAGCCCUGCACAUCCUUGGGAGAGGCCGGGGAUUGGUCCAUCUGACAGCACCCAAGCCUCAAUAUGCAGAACGACGCUGGUGAAUUCGUGGAUUUGUACGUCCCCCGCAAAUGCUCUGCCAGCAACAGAAUCAUUGGAGCUAAGGACCAUGCUUGCAUCCAGAUUAAUGUUGCCGAGGUUGAUAAGGUCACAGGCAGAGUUACUGGUCAGUUCAAGACCUAUGCCAUCUGUGGACCCAUCCGCAGGAUGGGGGAAUCUGAUGACUCCAUACUCAGGUUGGCCAAAAACGAUGGCAUUGUUUCAAAGAACUUCUAAAUGAAGAAUCCUUUGGAUUUGGGAGUCUUGUAAGAAAACAAUAAAAUAAGAAAAAAAUUAAGAAA
Bufo gargarizans (Asiatic toad) is the source of this 490-nucleotide messenger RNA. It is a transcript of the gene RPS21, whose product is annotated as ribosomal protein S21. NCBI's taxonomy places the organism in Eukaryota, Metazoa, Chordata, Amphibia, Anura, Bufonidae. Gene Ontology annotation, cellular component: ribosome; cytosolic small ribosomal subunit. The transcript is spliced from 6 exons. The coding region runs from base 174 to 425 and encodes 83 amino acids. The record is from RefSeq and is a predicted model, not a curated record. Gene Ontology annotation, molecular function: structural constituent of ribosome. Gene Ontology annotation, biological process: endonucleolytic cleavage to generate mature 3'-end of SSU-rRNA from (SSU-rRNA, 5.8S rRNA, LSU-rRNA); endonucleolytic cleavage in ITS1 to separate SSU-rRNA from 5.8S rRNA and LSU-rRNA from tricistronic rRNA transcript (SSU-rRNA, 5.8S rRNA, LSU-rRNA); translation.